CCACACAUCCAGUUCCAUCUCUCACACGUCCAAAUCUCCCUCUUCCGCAGAAAACGUGAAUCCACCUUUGACCACGCUCCCGGCGCCGGCAUCGUAGUCUACCCCAUUCAUCUUCUUUUUCUACCUUUUGCUUUUGCUAUAGUUUCUUCUCCUCAUACUCAUACUCAUACUCAUACUCAUACCCGUACUUCGUGUUCUUAAGCAAAUAACUAAAAUUCUCUUGUCGAGCGAGAUCUUAUCUCGUCAUCCCCCCCUCCCUCCUCCUCUUCAAACGACCCUCUCCCCCGCCAACCCCUCGUCGGUCGAUCUUCCUCAUCUCUUCUCUCCUCUCUCUUCCGCUCGCCGUCCUGUCUCGUCCCAGCAACGCCUAGGCUUUUUUUUCUUUUCGAUCGAAUCGGCCAUAAAAAUCUAUAGUCAUGGGUCAGACUCUAUCAGAGCCCGUUGUCGAAAAGACUUCGGAGAAGGGUGAGGAUGAGCGUCUCAUCUACGGUGUUUCGGCCAUGCAAGGCUGGCGCAUUAGUAUGGAGGAUGCUCACACCGCAGUACUCGACCUCGACUCAGCCAAGUCUCACUCCAGCAAGCUGUCCUUCUUCGGUGUUUUCGACGGACAUGGUGGUGACAAAGUGGCACUAUUUACCGGCCAAAACAUUCACAACAUUAUCUUCAAGCAGGACACCUUCAAGUCUGGUGACUAUGCUCAGGGUCUGAAGGAUGGUUUCCUCGCGACCGAUCGCGCUAUUCUCAACGACCCCAAGUACGAAGAAGAAGUUUCCGGUUGCACAGCCUGUGUCAGCUUGAUCGCCGGCAACAAGCUCUAUGUUGCCAACGCUGGUGAUUCGAGAGGUGUUCUUGGUAUCAAGGGUCGUGCCAAGCCUUUAUCCCAGGACCACAAGCCCCAACUUGAGAGUCAGUCACAUCACUCACGCAACACGAGCGAUAGUACUGACAUCCACACUAGACGAGAAGAACCGAAUCACAGCUGCCGGUGGCUUUGUCGACUUCGGCCGAGUGAACGGAAACCUCGCCCUCUCGCGUGCUAUUGGUGAUUUUGAAUUCAAGAAGAGUGCUGAGUUAUCCCCCGAGAACCAAAUUGUUACAGCCUACCCCGAUGUUGAGCAACAUGACCUUACAGACGAGGAUGAAUUCCUGGUCAUUGCUUGUGAUGGUAUCUGGGAUUGCCAAUCCUCUCAAGCCGUGGUCGAGUUCGUCCGACGAGGCAUCGCUGCCAAGCAGGAGCUCGAUAAGAUUUGCGAGAACAUGAUGGACAACUGUCUUGCUUCCAACUCCGAGACCGGUGGAGUUGGCUGCGACAACAUGACCAUGGUCAUCAUCGGCUUCCUCAACGGAAAGACCAAGGAAGAGUGGUACGAGGAGAUCGCCCGCCGGGUCGCCAACGGAGAUGGCCCUUGUGCUCCCCCCGAGUACGCCGAAUUCCGAGGACCUGGAGUCCACCACAACUUUGAGGAUAGCGACAGUGGCUAUGAGAUGGAUCCUGAAAACAAGGGACGAAGCUUUGGAGUUGGUGGGUACCGAGGCCGGAUCAUUUUCCUCGGCGAUGGCACUGAGGUUCUUACGGAUUCAGAUGAUACAGAAAUGUUUGACAACGCCGACGAAGACAAAGACCUCGCCAGCCAGGUCACCAAAAACCCGUCAUCCGCCGAGAAGGACACCGCUCCUGUAACCGCCCCUGGCGCCGCCGCCGCCGAUACGAAACCCGCCGAUGCAACCAUUACGAAGCCCACCGACAAGGACGCAGCGGAGGAGGUGAGGAAGGAGGCCAGUGCCCAGGAAAUCAAGAAGGAAGAAUAGGUUGUGGUCUGAAAUUACGGGGUAACUGGUUUGAAUUCAACCUGGGUGUCGCUUCUUCUCCCUUGCACCUCCGGUUAUGUUUCUCGGAUCCCAACUUUCUGGGAAGUUUACAGGGCAAGUGGUAGAUGGUGGUCACGAGAGGGGGUUGUGAUAUUCUCAUGUUAAGUCUUGCAUCUCAACUUGUCGGUGUAUUGGUGUCAAACCUGGAUCUGGAUCGUGCGUACUUCAUCGACUUGCCGAGACGCAUCACGAGAAGAGCGAGACUCGGGAAAGAUAUCAUGUUCUGGGCUGAGGCGGAUACAAGGAAAGAAAGAAAGAAAGAAAGAAGAGCGAGAGAAUCCUUUUUUUUUUUUUUUUUUAAUGUUUAUGCACGCAUGGGAUUCCCAUUUUCUUCACGUCGCCAUGAGAUCAUCCGUCUCAUUCCAAUUUUCCAUUGCGAAUGCCAGUCUCCCCCCUCGCAAUGCUGGGAUGAUAUGCUCGAGUAUGGUUGGAUUGCUUUUAGAGGGAUCAAGAGGCAGUAUAGCAUAUACAGGACACUAACUGACGGCUCAAUUUUGUUUUAUGAACGGUAGGCUCGAUUCAUUCAGACGUGAGUUGGGAAAAAUCUAUGUCCAUAUUUCUGCAGGGGCUUUUAUUCUACUUCCACAUACUUGACACUUUUGUAAUGUAGGUGAACAUUGAACUGAUCUCGAGGGCAACACAGACUGCAGUUCUUAGUGCGAGAAGUAAAGAUUUAGUGUUCUCAUAACUUCGUUUUUAUUUAUCGAUGUUCUGGCUUUCGUCUCGCC
Molecule: messenger RNA, 2597 nt
Organism: Fusarium verticillioides 7600
Lineage: Eukaryota; Fungi; Ascomycota; Sordariomycetes; Hypocreales; Nectriaceae
Product: protein phosphatase
Exons: 6
Coding region: 817-1809 (330 amino acids)
Biological process (GO): protein dephosphorylation
Molecular function (GO): protein serine/threonine phosphatase activity; cation binding
Source: RefSeq, a predicted model, not a curated record